Molecule: messenger RNA, 2034 nt
Organism: Penicillium longicatenatum
Lineage: Eukaryota; Fungi; Ascomycota; Eurotiomycetes; Eurotiales; Aspergillaceae
Product: Zn(II)2Cys6 transcription factor
Exons: 4
Coding region: 1-2034 (677 amino acids)
Biological process (GO): positive regulation of transcription from RNA polymerase II promoter by galactose; DNA-templated transcription
Cellular component (GO): nucleus
Molecular function (GO): RNA polymerase II cis-regulatory region sequence-specific DNA binding; zinc ion binding; DNA-binding transcription factor activity, RNA polymerase II-specific
Source: RefSeq, a predicted model, not a curated record
AUGUCUUCAGAGUCAUCGGGGAAAAGUCCAGGUGAUGGACGUAGCCACCAAGCCGACAGAGCGUGCAAGGAAUGCCACCGGAGGAAAGCCAAGUGCAACCGGGUGACGCCAUGUUGUUUACUCUGCAAGAAAUUUCGUCGCUCAUGUGUCUAUGAGAAACAAACACGAACGCCGCUCACUCGCCGUUACUUGUCCCAGGUCGAAAGUGAGUUAGCACGCACCAAGGCACUACUUUUGCAAUUCACGCACAAGGAAGCGAAGAACAAUGAUGGAGAAUUCAAUGAGCCCCUAUCGGAAGGCAUUGAAGAUGGCAGAGAAGACUUUCAACAACACACGCCGAGUCGAAUCAUUGAGAGGUAUCCCUCUUUGCGAGCCUCUUCACCCCAAGAGUCUGUACGGACAUUGACACGCGAGACGGACCCCCGUGGUACGUCCGGGUUGUCUCUCGAAACUCCGCCAUCUUCCAAUAGCUUUGAAUGGGACGAGCGGACCGGAAAGCCCAAUGGAGACAGGUUUGUGGAUGGAAUGGCUAGCUUGACUAGUGACGCGAACGAGGGGGGCUACUUAGGGGUGGCAUCUGGCGCUGCGCUACUACGAAUGACAGAUACCACGUCGACCAACACGGUCUAUUCCUCUAGCUCGGAUAAAUACAUUCGUGCUGAUCACCUAGCUCCAAGUAUUCCCUAUGCUGUGACAUCCCUGGGCCAGCUGGAGCCCUUUGUGGAAGCAUACUUUUCUCUUUACCAUCGAUCGUACCCAAUCAUACAUGAAGCCACUUUCCGAGCUCAGUUCAUGGAGGUAAUUCCUCGCCCAAGUGGUAAUACAUGGCAGGUACUCCUCUUUGUCAUAGCCGCAGUGGGUGCCUUCACAACCUCCACGCAACCCUCCGAUGUCGAUCUAGGUCUGUUCGAGGCAGCCAAAGCACGAAUGUCGAUUGAUAUGCUUGAGACUGGCAAUCUUCUCCUUGUCCAAGCUUUGGUUUUGAGCUCGAACCACAUGCAGAAAAGGAAUAAGCCUAAUUCGGGAUACAACUACAUGGGACUAGCGAGGCGCAUAGCAAUGGGAAUUGGUCUUCACAAAGAAUUUCCCACGUGGGAGACUAGUCUUUUGGAAACGGAAAUGAGACGAAGGAUCUGGUAUUGUCUCUAUAUCUUUGAUGUGGGCGCUAUUAUCACAUUCUCCCGACCAAUGGAUUAUCCCCAGGAAGGCAUCGAGGUCGAGAUUCCUUUGAAUGUUCAUGACAGCGAUAUCACGGCGGGCACGAAGCAUGUGCCCAAGUCGGUCAAUGAAACUACUGUUUACACCCAUCUCCGAGCCCAGGCAACAUUCCACAUGGCCACCAGUCCCAUUUACUCUAAAAUCAUCUCGUCGCCAUUCCCAUCUGCAGCAGAGCUUAUCGACCUCGAUGACAGGCUAAUUGGACAUUGGAUGACCAAUCUACCUUCUUAUUUCCAGGAGCAUAUAAUUCAGGCGCCAAAAUUUCUACUUUGCCACUCAAUAAUGCGAUGGCGAUAUAGAAACUUCCGUAUCCUCAUGUACCGACCAUUACUAGUUGGCCGGCUGAUGGCACGCCCCGGGGGAGGCCUGACAAGCGAAGAAAACGUCACAGAAGGCGACAUCGCAAUUCAGCGGUGCUUGGAUGCGUCCCGCGAAUCGGUGGAGCUGAUUGCCAAUUUCUGGGAACAGGAACAACAGAGCAUGAUGGCCUGCUGGUACGGACUGUACUUUCUAUUCCAGGCAAUACUCAUCCCGGUCAUUUGCCUGCGCAAUAACCCACAGCAUAUACUGGCAGAAGACUGGCGUAGGCAAAUUUUGCAGGCCAUGCCGGUUUUGGAGUCGAUGGCCUUCCUGAACCCUACGUCUUCGCGUUGUCUUGGAGUGAUUCGGUCUCUGUGCGGGUCUUAUCUUGAUUCUUCCAUAGUUGGAUGGGAAGCGACCGAAGAAUCACCGCAGACACAACUUGCGAACCUAUAUCCAUUGAUGUGGCCAACGUUGGAUACAGUCCAGCCGGAUGGGAUAGAUUCAAUUCUGUGA